Messenger RNA from Drosophila ficusphila, 1047 nucleotides. RefSeq names its product dynein light chain Tctex-type protein 2B. Lineage: Eukaryota; Metazoa; Arthropoda; Insecta; Diptera; Drosophilidae. The transcript is spliced from 3 exons. The record is from RefSeq and is a predicted model, not a curated record. The coding region runs from base 99 to 611 and encodes 170 amino acids. Gene Ontology annotation, cellular component: cytoplasm; cytoplasmic dynein complex. Gene Ontology annotation, biological process: microtubule-based movement. Gene Ontology annotation, molecular function: dynein intermediate chain binding.
UUUCCUGGUGAAUGACAAUGUAAACAAACAACCGCGACUUUUUAUUGAGGUUCAGCUAAUCGAAAAUUAAAAGAAAAGUACGCCAAUUUAAAGAAACAAUGGCUGACAAAAAAUCAGAUGGAGGUGCGACAAAGUCCGUCCAGACAUCUGCAGUUCCUAAAGAAGCGGAGAAACAGCUGAAAAAGUCAGCACCAGGAAGUAUGAACUCAGGCUCAGCUGUUGGCGGGGAAAAGCAGGAAAAUCAGGCGCUUCAGCCCACCGCCUACAGCAUGCGACCGGCUUUUGGUGAGAUGUUUCCUUUGCCCACCAUUAAGAACAUAAUGAACACUGUGAUGGCCGAUAAACUCAAGGACAAAACCUACGACAAAGAUGUGGCUAAAACGUGGACGAGUGAGAUUGCCGACGAGGUGAACCAGCAGAUAGCUAGCAGCUCCCGGGUGAAGCGAUACAAGCACGUGGUUCAGGUGAUGCUCGGCCAGGAACUGGGUGCGGGUGCCACCUACAAUUCGCGGUGCUGCUGGGAUUGCGACUGCGAUACCUCCGUCUCCGAGGUCUUCAGCAAUACCAGUCUGUUCUGCGUGUGCACUGUCUUUGGGACAUACCAGUACUAGAAGACGUUGCCGCAGAGAACUGAUUAGGCUAAGAACCACCUCACUAUAUUUAUUGUUAAUUAUGAGCUUUACUUUAAAAAUGUCUAGAAAAUCGACCAAAAAAUCGGAACCAAACUAAUGAUGCAGCACAAUCAUAUUAAGGCACCAGAGUACAAAGGGCUCAUCACUUUCGAUACUCGACCUUCGUCGAGCUUCAUUGGAUGCGCACGUUCAGCGGAUUCAGUAUGCGGCCCGACAUUACGGCCACGUCCAGGUCGCGAUCAAUGAUGAAAAACAUAAACGGAUGAUUCACGGAGAUCUGAAUGGGCUUCGUUUGGGCGCCAUAGUUGCCUAGAGAGCGAAAGGAAGUGUUUAUUGCACUUUGUCUCGUGUUGCAGAUAAGCUGCAACUGUUGCAACACCAUUAGGUGGGGCAAUCGCAAUGCGUUGCGGCUCAA